Messenger RNA from Metarhizium brunneum ARSEF 3297, 3246 nucleotides. RefSeq lists its product as uncharacterized. NCBI's taxonomy places the organism in Eukaryota, Fungi, Ascomycota, Sordariomycetes, Hypocreales, Clavicipitaceae. The record is from RefSeq and is a predicted model, not a curated record.
AUGGCGGACAAGGAAAACAUCGACGUUGCCCAGAGCUCCGACGUGGCGCCCUCCAAGGAGACGACCCCUAUCUCGCCCGAGACGCCAUCCAAGGCUAGCGCUGCGUCGACCUCGCCCACGGCAAGGCGCGCCGGCGCGACUACAAGCUCGGCAUCUGCUCGACGGACUACUGCGACCGGAACUGCUGCUUCGUCACGAACUGCUGCUGGCUCAACCGCUGGUGCUCGCGCCACGGGCGGGUUGAGCAAGCCGCCUACCCGCCCCCCUACAACUACCACGGCCACUUCGCGACGUCCCGCUACCGCUACCUCUACCACCUCUACCCACCGUAGCCGACCCAGCGUGAGCGCGAGCGAGGAUGAGCGGAGAUCCACCUUGACUUCCACCUCCGCCAGGAGGACGAGCACCCUCAUGUCUAGCCCUGGUAGGACGGCCGAGAAGAAAGCAACAACUGGUACUGGUACUGCUGGCACUGCCCGUAAGCCUGCUACGGCGACUGCUAGUACUACUGGGGCGCGACCCUCUACACUCGGUUCAAGGUCGUCGACUGCUGGAACUACAGCCUCAGCUAGAUCGUCUACAACUGCCGCAACUCGGACCGCGCCGAAACGCCUUUCCACUUCUGGUGCUACCGGUCGCGUCUCUGCGACAGCUAGCCGACCUACUACUGCCAGAUCCGAUGCUUCUAGUGGUGCUAAAGAGAUCGAGGAGCUCAAGGCCAAGCUUCUUGAGGGAGAUUCCGAGAUUGAGUCUCUCAAAGCUCAGAUCCAAAGCUCAGAAACCAUCAUCUCUGAGCUCCGCGAUCAGCUGGCCAAUGCUGCUCCCGCUGCCGAAACUGAAGCUAUGCAGAGCUCCAUCGCUGAGGAGGCUCUUGCGAACUUGAAGGCUGAGCACGAGUCGGCCCUCGCUGGUCUGGAGAGCCGGCUCUCCGAAGUCGUUCAAAAGUUGGAGACGGCUGAGUCUGAGCUUGAUCAGCAUAAGACCAACUUAGCUACGGCUGAAGGCUCCAAAGCUGCUAUCGAGUCUGAGAUUGAGGCCCUGCGAAAGUCCCUCGAAACUGUUCAGUUGGAGAAUGAUGAAAAGGUCAAAGCCAGCGAAUCUGCGCUGCAACAGGCUUUGGACGGCCAUGCCACCAAGUUGUCUGAACUGAAGGAUUCCUUGAGUGAACAGCACAAGACUGCCAUCGAGGAGCUUGAGGUCAGUCACAAAAAUGAGCUUGAAAAAGGCCAGACGGAUGCUUCGGCUCACGAAAUGGCCAUUGCCGAGCUCAAGACUAGCCACGAGUCGAUUGUUGCCCAACUGCAAAGCAAGAUUGACGAGCUUACUGCCUCUCAAGCUGCCCUGGAGUCUGCCAGCAACGAAAAGUUGCGAUCAGACCAGCAGGCUCACAACAGCAGAGUUGCGGCUCUGGAGGGUGAGAUUGCGGAACUCAAGGCUCUCAGCGAUGUCUCCGGCAAGUCUGCAGAGAGUGCCACUACGCAGCUGACGGAGCUCCAGAACAGCCUGGCAGAGAAGGAGAAGGAACUCUCCUCCAUCGCGGAAGACCGGUCUUCUUUGUCGACGAAGCUUACUGAAACCCAGUCUACUCUGGCUGAUAAGGAAGGGGAAAUCGCCAAGCUCAAGACUAUGCAUGACGAGCGCAUGAAGAACCUUUCCCAGGACUACGAAAACGAGAUUGAGAGCCUGCGUGGUGACGCCUUCUUCAAGCGCAAGUUUGAAGAGCUUGAAGGCCAGCAUAAUGAGCUCAAAACUUCUUCUGAGGAGGCAACUAAGGCUCAUUCUGAUGCUCUUGCUGUCUCCAAGGCCGAGCACGCCGCUGCGGUCGAAGCCCUGGCUGCCAGGGAGCAGGAGCACCAAAAGAAUCUUGAUGCCUUGCGAGCGAGUCAUGCUGAGGAGCUGGAGAGCGCGAAGACUGGUGCGUCUGCUGACAAGGAUGCUCAUAUUAGUCAACUCGAGUCCCUCAAAGCCCAACAUGCUGAAGAGCUAAGUAUCUUGAAGAAGGAGAGUGAGGCCACUCUAGCCAAGCAACUCGAGGCCCUCGCAUCUACGCACGCCGGUGUUCUGAAUGCUCUGAAGCAGGAACAUGCUGAUGAGCACCAAAAGUCCCAGGCCGCCUACGAUGAGGCCCUCUCCGUCGCUAAGAGUGCAGGCAACGACGCUCACGUCAGCGAGCUCGCAAGCAUUCAAGCUGAGCUGCAGGCAGCCAAAGAACAGCUUGAGCAGGCGCGGGAUGAUGGCGAGCUUGCUAUUGAAACCGCCAAGAACGAGCUUGAAGAGAAGCACAUUGGCGAGAUUGAAAAGAUCAUCACCAUGAAUACCGAGGCCAUGGAUAAGAUGAAGGCUGAUGGCAUUCAAGCAAGGAAGGAUCUGGAAGAGCUGACCGCAACCCACGCCAAAUCCAUUGAGGACGCGAUUGCCGAGUACCGAAGCACCUCUUCCAGUUUGGAAGAGAAGCUGGCCGAGCAGAAGGCGGCUAAUGGCUCUAUGGAAAGUGCUCUCAAGACGGCCCAGGAGGCUCUGACCAAGGCCCAGGCUGAGGUGGAGGAGAUGGGGCAGCAGCUUGCUCAGGAGAAGAUGGAACGUAUGACGGCCCUGGCUGAGCUGGAUGCUGUCAAGAGUGCCAAGCCCGACACUUCAGAAGCGGAUGCCCUUCGCAAAGAGCUUGCUACAUUGAAGAAGACCCAUGAAGAUGCGCACGCCGCCGCCGAAGGGGCUCUCAAGGGCAAGGAAGACGAGCUGGAGUCACACAAAGCCGAGCUUGCGGGUGCUCAGGAUAGCUUGGCCAGCAUGAAGAACGAUCUUGCACUCGCCCAAAAGGAGCUUGAAGCCCAUAGGUCGGAGGCGGACGCCAAACACAAGACUGCGCUCGCCGACUACAAUGAUCUCAACGAUAGCAUGACUAGUCUGGUGGAAGAUGCCAACAACAAGGCCAAGGAGUUGGAGGCUAGGCUCGGGGAGGCGACCAGAAAGGCCGAGGAAAAAGAGAAGAAGAUUGAGGAGCUAGAGGCGCAGCUCAAAGUAAGGGAUGCGGAGAUUGUCGAGGCCAGGGCAAAUGGCGGCAAAUCCAAGGGUCUGUCAAGCAGCAGGUUCGCCGGCGCAGAAAGCGGCAGCGACGAAGCUGUUGCAAACGAAGACGUGGCUGAAGGUGAGGAUGACACCAACGGCAUUGGCGGUGAUGAUGAUGAUGAUGAUGCGGAUGACCACUCUUCAGCGGCAUUGGCUUCGGUGCGCGAGCCCCUAUGUUGA